Drosophila hydei is the source of this 5687-nucleotide messenger RNA. RefSeq names its product LIM domain kinase 1 (gene LIMK1). NCBI's taxonomy places the organism in Eukaryota, Metazoa, Arthropoda, Insecta, Diptera, Drosophilidae. The coding region runs from base 329 to 4129 and encodes 1266 amino acids. The record is from RefSeq and is a predicted model, not a curated record. Gene Ontology annotation, biological process: protein phosphorylation; actin cytoskeleton organization. The transcript has 6 exons. Gene Ontology annotation, molecular function: ATP binding; protein serine/threonine kinase activity; protein binding. Gene Ontology annotation, cellular component: cytoplasm; nucleus.
ACAUAUUGUCUGGUAUUUAUAUGGUAUUUAUCGCAUUAUUUGUUUUGGUAUUCACGGUUUUUGGAUUUUUUGAUUGAGUCAAGCGCGGUCACAUUGUACACACAACGCUAGUCUCAUUUUGGUUUUUUUUUAAACAAAUGCAUUUGUUUUUUAUUUUCGAACUGUGUGGAGUAUUUAAAGUGGCCAAACGUUCGAACGCUUGUGGAAAUGGUGUGAAAACGCAAUGCACGCAAAUUUGCGAUGUGCAUUAAACAGCAGCAUCAAAAUAUAAGAUAAAAUUAUCAAGCAACGCAUACAUACGCAUACACAUAUACACACAUCCAUCUCCAUGCAUCAACAAAAAGAACAACCACAACAACAGCGCAUAGCGGCGGUGGCGCUGCCAGCUUGCGCCAGUUGUCUCUGUCCCCUGCUGGCCAACAAUCACAACGAUGAGCCGAUAGUGAUGGCCCUUGGCCAGCAAUGGCAUUGUGAUUGUUUUCGCUGCUCCGUUUGCGAUUCACAUCUGCAUAGCUGGUAUUUUGAGCGUGAGAAUUUGCUCUAUUGCCGCGAGGAUUAUUAUGCACGUUUCGGCGAUGCCUGUCAACAGUGUACAGCGGUUAUAACGGGACCUGUUAUGGUUGCCGGAGAGCAUAAAUUUCAUCCGGAAUGCUUUUGUUGUGCGGCCUGCGGAUCAUUCAUUGGGGAGGGCGAAUCCUAUGCCUUAGUCGAACGCUCCAAGCUCUAUUGCGGCCUGUGCUAUGGCAAACGUCUGCCCCUCGAUGCUCGGGCUCGUAUAACGAAUGCGGGGAAGCCAAUGCAUUCCAUACGCCUGGUGGAGAUACCCAAGGAUGCGACACCCGGUCUUCGUGUGGAUGGUGGGGCCUUAGACGAUGGUUGUCCCACUGUGCGGAUAACCGACUUAAUUUGUAAAUUUUAUGGUCGCAUGGGCAAAUACGCCUUCUCCCUGCUUACCUCGGUGGCGGAUCGUUGUUGUGCUUCAUAUAUGAUCGAUGUGAAUCUCACCAAUUUGCAUAUCGGCGAUCGCAUUUUGGAGGUCAAUGGAACGCCCGUCAGCAACUCGUCUGUGGAUCAGAUCGAUAAGCUGAUACGCAGCAACGAGAAGAUGCUGCAGCUGACCGUUGAGCAUGAUCCGGUGCAGGUGUGUCGCAGUUGCAGUCAAGCGGACAUCCAGCGCGCCAGCUCCGCAUCGACCUUGAUAUUGCCCCUGAGCACGUCCGCUUCCAGCGUUGAGGUCGGAGGUCGUGGACGCGAACGCCUGUAUAAGGCUGCGGCCACCGAGCCCAGCGGCAAGAUGCGUAAGAUGCGACAACAAACGUUGCAAUCGCUACAAACCAGCAAAUCGACCGUGCCACAACAACAACACCAGCAGCAGCAGCAGCAGCAGCAACAACUGCCGCAGCAGCAGGAGGUACAGAAUCCGCCCGAGCAAUUGUCAUCGCAGCUAAAGGAGAAGGAACGCAGUUCGAGUCUCUCGAAACUGCUGGACGAGCAGCACGCGGCUCAACAGCAUUCGGCGCAUCCACAGCUGUACGAUCUGUCGCGGACGCAGAGCUGUCGCGUGGUCCAGAAGCCGCAGCGCAUCUUUCGGGCCUCCGACUUGGUGAUGGGCGAGAAACUGGGCGAGGGCUUCUUUGGCAAGGUCUUUAAGGUGACGCAUCGCUUGACCGGCGAGCUGAUGGUCCUCAAGGAGUUGCAUCGCGCCGAUGAGGAGGCUCAGCGCAAUUUCAUUAAGGAGGUCGCCGUGCUGCGCCUGCUCGACCAUCGGCAUGUGCUCAAGUUCAUCGGAGUCCUCUAUAAGGACAAGAAGCUGCAUAUGGUCACGGAGUAUGUGGCCGGCGGCUGUCUCAAGGAGCUGAUCCAUGACUCGAGUCGCGUGCUCACCUGGUCGCAGCGCGUCUGCCUGGCCAGGGACAUUGCCUGCGGCAUGAGCUAUCUGCAUUCCAUGAACAUCAUCCAUCGUGAUCUCAAUUCAAUGAAUUGUCUCGUGCGCGAGGAUCAGUCCGUGAUUGUUGCCGAUUUCGGCCUGGCGCGCAGUGUCGAUGCGCCACGUCUGCCCGGCGCCAGCUCCAACUCUGGCUCCAUCGACGCCAAUGCCAUGUCGCCCAGCGGCACAUUGCGGCGCAGCAAGAGUCGCCAGCGCCGGCAGCGCUAUACAGUCGUCGGUAAUCCCUAUUGGAUGGCACCCGAAAUGAUGAAGGGUCUCAAAUACGAUGAGAAAGUUGAUGUGUUCUCCUUUGGCAUUAUGCUAUGCGAGAUAAUUGGACGCGUUGAAGCCGAUCCGGAUUAUAUGCCACGCAACUCGGACUUCAGCUUGAACCAGCAGGAGUUUCGCGAAAAGUUCUGCGCCCAAUGCCCCGAGGCAUUCGUGAAGGUUGCCUUUGUCUGCUGCGAUCUGAAUCCGGAUAUGCGUCCGUGCUUCGAGACGUUGUACGUCUGGCUGGAGCAGCUGCGUCAGCAUCUGGAUGCACAGCAACAGCCGCCGGCGCGGCUGCUGCACGAAAUCGAGAACUUUCAGGAUAGCUACAUAAGUUCGGAGGAUGCGUUGUCGCCGACAUCGCAACGCAGUCUCGACAAUCUAACGAUGGCCGGAACAGCUGCACAGCAGCAGCAGCAGCAGCAGCAGCACACGAAUCAAGCCACAGCCCAUGAGCUGGAGGAGAAGGAGAAUGUCGAGCUAAUGGAUAAUGUUGUAAUGCGCACCCACGACAUACCCAAGUCUCCGCAUCUGGGCAAGGAUUUCUCGCCCAGUGGCGAACGUCUGCGCGACAGCAUGCGCGCUCGACGCCGUCAACGUUUCCUCGGCGCACAGCCGCCGCUGCGUGGCCUAACGCCGGAAACGACAUCCACCGAGCGGGCGCUCAAGCAGGCGCUGAAGAAAUGCCGUCCAUUCGGCGAGAAGGGCUAUCUGGUCGACCUGCGUCCGGGCGCUGAGCUGCAGCUGAACGAUGUUCGCGACUUGAACAACUAUUCCGAUGUUGACUCCAGCUGCGACACGAGUCUCAAUUAUCAUGAUGUGAAUGUGACGCCGACGCCGACGCUGACGCCGCCACCGAUGGCGCCGCCCACACCGCCGCCGCUGCCGCUCGAGCAUCAUUUGGCGUUUGAGGAUAUGCGCACUCGGCUGCAUCAAUGUCGCAGCAAGUUCGAGCACCUGGAGGAGGCGAGUCGUCGCAACUUCAGUCAGUCGCAGCAUUCGAUGCGUAACUUUUUCAAGACGCCGCCAGUGGCAUUGAAAAUGUUUCAGCGUCUCGAGCACGAGGCAUCCAUGAAUGGCAGCAAUGCAACAACAACAACAACAGCCAAACAACGCAGCACUCAGCGCAUCAAUCAGACGCCCAUCUUUGGACGGCGACAGCUGCCGGCGCAGCUGCCACGCUUGCCGCAUGCCGAGUCGUUUGAGCAGCUCGCAACGGCAGCUGCAGCAACAGCGAAAGCAACUGCUGUUGCCAAGCGCAGCAAAGCAGCCGAACAGCAAGCAACAACAACAACAACAACAACAACAACAACGGCAGUAGCAACAACAGCAGUUGCUGCAAGCCCCGCAGCUGCAGCAGCCGCAGCAGCUGAUUGCCUGGCCAAGAAGCAUAAGCUAACGCUGCCACUGGCCACCUCUUGGCAGCGACGUCCAGCUCAGCCCGUUAGCAAAGCCAAGCCACAAAGAACAACGACAACAACUGCAACAACAACAACCUUAACAACAACCAACAAUAGCCACAGCAACGGUGCCUCGCCCACACGCCAUCGACCCGGCUCACCGGGCAAACAUCUCGCCCAGCGUCACACAGCAGCCACGGCACAGCGCCAGAGCCACAAUCAUGUCUCGUCGGGCCCGCAGCAGCUAGCGAAGAGCACGCGCCUCAGCAUUCUCAGUCCGGAGAAGGUUCAUCGCUUGGGCGCUCGUCUCACCGAUCAGAAGCAGAAGCUGCGCGAGGAGGCAGCUGCAGCAGCCGCUGCAGCACUCACUGGCAACAGCAAUGGACAUGGACAUGGUCAUGGACAUGGACAUGGGCAUGGGCGAGCGGGCGUGGGCGCGACGGCGGCAGCGGGCAACAGUGUAAAUGUGGAUCGUCGCCGACGAGCGCCGCCGCCGGCCCCAGUGCGAACGCAUUUUAAUACGCGCUGUUAACUGUUAUACGAGUUGGCGUUGGGUUGUGCAGCAACUGAAAAUCCAAUACAAAAUUGUUAUACACAUUGGCUGUUAUACACCAGUAGAGCGAAAAUCUGAAAAGAAACAAGAAAAACUGUUAUACACCUUGGCUGUUAUACACCAGUUAUGAAGAAUGGCUUAUGUAGCAACCAACUAAGAAAACUGUUAUACGCCUGCUACACGCAUCAGCAUUGGAGCAGAUAAUGUUCAACAAUAACCAUGCACGACAACUGUUAUACUCAGCGGCUAUCUUCCUAAAACUGUUAUAUACUGCUAUCAGUUGUCAUGUGCGUGUGGCAUUUGCUGCAACUGUUAUACGCAUCAGAUGUAUACAGCGCAAUGGUUAACAACUACUGUUAUACACAAUAUACAAGCAGCAGCAGCAACGUCAACUCAUUCCAACAACUGUUAUACGCCGCUAUCUUUGAAACAAGAAGUGUAUCUGAAGGCAGUGACUGUUAUAUACAGCAAUUUUUACGCACCACAACUGUUAUACACAGCAACACCAACUCAUUCCGACAACUGUUAGACGCCGCUAUCAUUGACUGUUAUACGCAGAGGCAGUAGCAGCGGCAUCACAAAAUCAUCAUUUCCACAAACUGUUAUACACGACAUUCCACAGUCGCAAACAUUCCCACAUGCAUUGCAUCGAUAACACGAAAGCAACAAAAAAAAUCGAAACGAGUAAUCGAAAUCGAAGCAGACGAAACAGAAAAAAAAAACGAAGCGAAACAGCGUUGCCACCUGACGGUAGCGCAGCGACGACAGUUGCCCCCCAAAUAACUGUUCGAACUGUAGUAGUAGGAGAACGAGAGAACGAAAGAGGGAGAGAGAGAGAGGGGGGAGAAAGAUUGAGAGAGAGUUACGAAGCUUGCCACACAAAUGUGCAACUAAUCCAGAACUGUUAUACAGCCGCAACUGUAACAAUAUAACAAACAUAAGAUGUAUACACAAUAUAACAGUAAUGCUCAAUACAUAUACACAUAUUUUUUUUAUAACAACUGUUAUACAACAUUAGUAUUCUAUUUUUGUUCAAAUAAUCCAAUAUAUAUAUAGAUUUUUUAUAUGAAUAUAAACUUAUAUCUCUGUAUACAUUUAAGGUUAAGUGCCUGUUAAAGUGAAUAAUCUGAAGAUGUUGCAAUAUUUACAAAAUCAAAAACAAAACGGAAACACGUUGUAUAAACAUAGCAUCUAAGUUUACAGGGUAUUCGAAUUAACAAAGUUCCCCAAAAUAUAUAUAAAUAUAUAAAAAAAAAUAAAAAAAACUGUAUGAGAUGACAAAUCCAAUAACGAAUACGAAUAGAAGAGAGACGGAAUGAGAGAAACUAGUGCCAUGUGCCCACCAAGCGCGAAAGAGAUGACAACAGAGGAAGAAGAGGAAGAGAAGAGCAAGCUGGAAUAUAUAUAUAUAUUUAUAUAUAUAUAUAUGAAAAACUGUGUUAGGUUGGGUCAAAAUGAUGACAAGUUAAAAAAGACAAGAAAAAAAUUAUUUUUUUAUAUACAUACAUACAUAUAACAUACAUGCAUACACACACAC